Molecule: messenger RNA, 1522 nt
Organism: Aplysia californica (California sea hare)
Lineage: Eukaryota; Metazoa; Mollusca; Gastropoda; Aplysiida; Aplysiidae
Exons: 6
Coding region: 129-986 (285 amino acids)
Source: RefSeq, a predicted model, not a curated record
GGAGAUUACUAUCAAAUCAUUUUUUUGACCGAAGUAAACAAGAGUACAACUUGUACUUUGCUCUCAACAAAUCUUGCGUGUCUUCUGGUCUGAAAGUGAACACAUCCUCACUUUAAGGCACUUCUGCAAUGGCAACUCAAGUCACAGACUAUCGCCUGGAGAUAAAUGAAUCGCGGUUCCGUGCAGAGAGCUACUUCCCAGGGAUUACGUACGAUGACUUUGAUCGAGCUGGAGGAAUUUCUCCGUGGAAGAUCUGCCGCAUGUUUGAGGCCGGCAGAAACGUGCCGUUUUACCAGGGGAACUUUCUGGAACUGCAAGAUCUGAGGUCGGAGAACUUUGGAUUUUACGUCCUCGGGGGAGACUAUUACUUUGACCCGUGCGUUUGGGAGGUCGCCCGGAAAUACCAGUACUUUCCGUACAAGAUUUCCAUCGAGCUGAUCAACCAGGGUGAGACGUCCUUGACCUUCAGGGAGAUCCUCAUAAACACGCUGGACGGCAAAGAAAUCGCCACGUUCUACGGGAAACUGGUGUACGUGGACAAGUCGGCCAAGAGGUCGCAGGUACUUCCGUACUGGCACCGCAUGAAGUACCGCAGCGUGGAGUCGCCCGACCGCGUGCGCAUUGACUUCACACUGAGUCAGGUGCCCUCGGACGCUUGUAGGGUGAAGACCCUGGUCUCUGCCAGCGACGUGGACCACAACGGACACACCAACCAGGCCAGCUAUGUCAGGUUUUGCAUGGACGCGGCAGAGUCUGUGAACCGGCGUAAACAGCUGAAGCGAUUCAGCGGCGACAUCUGCCUGUACCCGAUCAUGAAGCUGUCGACGGCCUAUCGCAGCGAGACCUACGUCGGGGACGAGCUGAGCACCUGUCUGUGGCAGGACGACCUCUCACCUUUCAUGAUUCACUUUGUCCUGUUCCGAGAGGACACCAUCGUGUUCUCUGCCACGGUGACCUUCAAGAACGCUCCGUGUUCCAAACUUUGAUGUCAGUUCCUGACGUUGCAGCCAUGGGGGCCCGCCUGAUGAGGUUCAGGUUCAAACCCGUGUAAAAUUCUUGUCUUUCGAAAUAGUUUCCCCCCCCAGCCAAACUACUGAUGACCUACCCUCAGGCACUACUGCUGUAUUUGAGCGUGUGAGUCGAUCAUGUACGUCAAUCAAAUUAAAUUACCAAUGUCAGUUUCUCCCAGAUAUUUGGAUAUCUGGACGUAUGUUUGCUGUUGUUUGUAUGACAACUUGUGUACCGUAUAGACUUGCCUGUAACACAGCUUGGUCUACAAUAAUACAGUGUGUGUACUUUCACUCCAAAAUCGACCCAUUUAUGUCGGUGGCGUGUACAGUGCGGAGAGAAUUGCUGGAGGGGCCUCACAGCAUGCGUGAAAACCAGCACUUGUCUGACAGUAAAUGUUGUUUGUUACGGUAUCUGAACCCCUCUUGUUAUAGGCAAGUAUGUGUGGCCAGUAUGUGUGGCCAGUAUGUGUGGCCAGUAUGUGUGGCCAGUAUGUGUGGUGAGUAUGUGUGGC